Messenger RNA from Oncorhynchus kisutch (coho salmon), 2877 nucleotides. Its product is annotated as FK506-binding protein 5. The record is from RefSeq and is a predicted model, not a curated record. NCBI's taxonomy places the organism in Eukaryota, Metazoa, Chordata, Actinopteri, Salmoniformes, Salmonidae. The transcript is spliced from 6 exons. The coding region runs from base 298 to 2649 and encodes 783 amino acids.
GCCAGACACAGGCAGGGUGGAAGUGGUAGCCUACAUCUCUGAGGGAGGGAGGGCUGGGUCUUGUGUUAGACAUCAGAAAGUAAAACCACAGCACGGCUUAUGUGCUAAAUCUACGGAAGCUAGUUGAAGCAAUAACAGACAAGAAACCUAACACACUUCCUGUCAGAAAUCAGAAGAAUUUUGUUGUAAAAGAUGCUUUCAAAUGUUGCCGAAACGUGUCUCUUGGUAAAUUGACUAACUUAAAAGGCACAGAAAUCUUAUGACAUAUAGUUUGACUUUACCUAUUACCUAGAGAAGAUGGAACAGAACUUUGCUGAUUUGUUAACGGAUGCAUUUUCAGACACAUCCCUCCCAUCUUUCCCUGAAGGAGGGUUUGACUUUGAGCCUCUUGAUUUUGAUGAAGCCAAGACAGAAAUGUCCUCUGGAAGAUUACCAGUGCUGAGAGAGGAAGAGGAAGAUGUGGAUGAAGGACAGGAAGAGGAAGAGCCUGGUGGAGAAACUGGAACUGUACCUGACCCUAUCUCAGUGAAGACAUAUGAUGUGAGUUUGACUGAAGAGGAUACACAACAUAUUGAUGAUGAGGAGAAGUGGGAGGAGGAGGAAGAGGAAGAGGAGGGCAAGGAGGAGGAAGAGGAGGGCAAGGAGGAGGAGGGCAAGGAAGAGGAAGAGGAGGGCAAGGAGGAGGAAGAGGAGGGCAAGGAAGAGGAGGAGGAAGAUGAAGAGAUCACCUCAGGAGAAGAAGAGGACACAGGAAUAGAGAACAUUGGCUCCCCAGGGGGUAGGUCUGUGGUUGUUCACUACGACAAAGAAAAUAUCGUAACUACAGGACAACCUUUUGCCCAAGAGGAUAGGGAAAACCCUAACAUCAGAAACAUAGAGCAAGGUACUUACGAGAACAGUGAUGUGGGUUGUUUUGAGGGUGUUACUGAAGAUGACACCAUGGAGAUCACAGCAGAUAUAAGUGAAGGGAUUAAAGAAGAGGAGAGACUGGCAGCUGAAGAAAACCAAGAGAAAUCAUCUGAUUCAGACCUGGAGGUCCUGACAAGCUCUAUCACUGAAAACCAGAGAGAAGAGGGAAAGAAAGGAGUGAACUUACUCUCCCCACAUUUUCCCCAGGAGAAUGAAGAGGAAGAAGAGCAAGAUGAACCUGGAGCUCCAGAGAUUGUUUCUGAUUGUCCUGAUCCCGCAGCAACACAGAAUCUGCUAUCUAUUAUGGUCAAUACCUUUGUGGAACACCCGCUUGAGGCGAAAAUUAAGGACUUCCUAGGGGAUGACCACCAAGAGGCAGGUGAAAGCUUUGCAGAUUACCCCUCUGACUUCUUUCCAAGUGAAUACGACAAGGAUGGAGGGAAAGGGAGAGAGCGAAACAAAAAUGGGAGCACACUGUCUAGUCCCUCUGAGGGUCAUUUAAAGAUAGACGAGAAUGUCGACCCAGAGAGAGAGACAACCGAGCAGAAGGAUAGCCAUGUACAGGGAGAGGAAGAUGAAAAGGUUGAUGUGAGACCUGCUAUCUCUCUGAGCGUAGAAGGCAAACAAGAUUUUGCAGAUUGUGCGAUGUGUAAUAUCAAUAUUGACAUUAGCAUGAAGAAGAUUAUUGAAAACAAUCUUGAAGCUGAUAGUUCCAGUGAUAGUUCCAGUGAUAGCUCCACUGAUAGCUCCAGUGAUAGUUCCAGUGAGGAUGAGAAGGAUAAUGAAGAACACCCAGCCCUGCCAAGAUACCAGGGUCUUCCUCAGAGAGACUGCAGAUCUGAUGUUUUACCUCUACCUGACUGGGAGGGUGGAGAGGAGAACAUCUCCAAGCAGAGUGUUGCCGACCUGCAUCUUUCAGACACCAUCUCUGAUGUCCCCACUUUUACCCUUCACAGUGAGGCUGGACUCAGUACAGCAGAUGUAACCAGGUGUAACAGGGGUAAGAGGAGUACAGGCAACAUGUCAUCAUCUGACUCUGAGGAUAAUUUUCCGGGAGAAUUUUGUACGUUGGAGACUGAACUAAGAAAGGACAAAGGGGAGACUUGGAUUUGGGGUAAAGAGGAGUAUCUUCGAGAAAUCCAGCCGGAGCUAGAAGGAAAGUUGGAGAACCACCUUCACACCAAUAUAAACUGGGACACAGGGGAAAAUAAGGUGGACAGGAGUGGUUUCAUUCUAGAUUACCAGUACGAGGGGAGCAGAAUCACAGUCGGAGAGGAACAAUUUGCAGAUGAUGAAGAAGAGGAGGAGAGGAGUUGGAAACAAGAGAGAGUGAGAAUCGAGGCAUUCUACAAGUUUUAUAAUGACGAAGAGAAGGAGGCCAUGGAAACAGAAGGUGCUUUUUCAAGGAGGAAGCCUAGAGUUCAGUUCUGCAUGGAUCCCCUGCAUCAAGUCAUUGAAUAUACAGACAGCAGCAGUGACACGGAUUUGGUCGACGGCACAUCUGACAGAGAUGAGGACCUGGAUUCUACAGCAAGGCUUGAAGAGCAGCGUGAGCCUGAGACUCAAGAGAGUCAAAAGCCACAAGGAGAACUACAAGAUCUCAGCAAAAUACCUCGGACACACAGCAAGAGAGACUGGUGUCUGAGGGUGCUGAAGUUCCUGCUGAAGAUGGCCCUUUUGACAUUGAUUGGACUUUUGACAUUCUGGUGGACAACAGACCUAAAGGACUUGGACUGGUGAUCUGGACCAAAUACAGUUUUUUGCAAACGACUGUACUGUAUUGUCAAUAUGCCUAUGCCUGAAAAUAAUUAGAUAAUAAAGUAGCAGCAGCUAAGUAGAAAAAUGCUUACUUAUAAGGAAAAUACUCUCUCCUUAUACUGUAGUUGCUGUCACUUUUAUUUUCAUCAUGUCUUCAUCUGUUUUGAUGGAUAAUAAAAAGGGGUCUAUUAUAUUCCCAUUUAACUUUAA